Neocloeon triangulifer is the source of this 968-nucleotide messenger RNA. Its product is annotated as G patch domain-containing protein 11. The record is from RefSeq and is a predicted model, not a curated record. Bases 120 to 911 code for a protein of 263 amino acids. Lineage: Eukaryota; Metazoa; Arthropoda; Insecta; Ephemeroptera; Baetidae. Gene Ontology annotation, molecular function: nucleic acid binding. The transcript has 5 exons. Gene Ontology annotation, cellular component: kinetochore.
GUCUGGAGCUACAAAUUUACAAAACAAAACAAAUUGGAGAAACACACAGAAAAAAAAAAUUCAAUUUCUUGUCAUUUUAAACCUUGAUUCAGGCUCCGCAGACGAAACUUUAUUCGAAAAUGUCAGACGAAGAUGAUGACUACAUGUCUGACGCUAUCUUGAAUGCAUGUGCCAAAAAUGACGUGCGACCAGGCCUUGUUCACAAGCACUCGGUUCAAAGGAGUCACAUUAUCGAGAAGAGAAGAGCUGAUAAAAAUUAUGAGAAUCAAAUGAACAAUCCAAAACGAGGACGACUGGAAGCUGAGCGACGAGAGGAGGGUCUUGAAAAGCCAAUCGGUCUGGAAAACAAGGGAUUUGCAAUGCUGCAAAAGAUGGGAUACAAACCAGGAAGCUCGAUCGGAAAGGAUAGUUCGAGUGGACGGAUUGAGCCGGUUCGGGUUGUCUUGAAGACAGAUCGUCAAGGACUUGGCCGAGAAGCGGCCCUGCAGGAAGUGGAAGUGCGCAAAAUGAAAAUUAGGGCCAACAGACUUGAAAAGCUGUCCGACUACAGAAGCCAAUUGAGCUCCAAAUUUUCGUCAAAAGCCACUGUCAGAGAUCUCAAACUUAGUCAAAUUACUUGUGAAAAUUUAGACACAAAAAACAAUAUCGAGAGUCCACCCUAUCCGUGGUUUUGGAGAGAAAAGAAGGAAGAGCCGAAAGUGGAAGAAGAAACUGAAGAGGAUGAAGCAGAGGAAAAGAAGGAGGAAGUGGUGGAGGAGGAAGAAGAGCAGCUUGAGCCUGAAGAUCAACUGGAAAUUUUAACCAUUUAUCUAAGGCGAACGUAUUUGUAUUGCAUUUGGUGUGGCACGCAGUACGAAGAUGAGGAUGAUCUCGCACAAGAGUGCCCAGGAAGCACUAGGAAUGACCAUUAAAAUUGAAAUCGAAGUGUUUUUUUAAUUGUUAUUAAUUAAACUGGAAUAAUUAAAAAU